GGCCACCAUGCACAGCUGCACCAGAUUUUGCACUCUCCAGUUUUAGUAAAUCAACCCCAUAGUGCAGGGGUGUCAAACUACAAGUCCCAUCAUGCCUCUGCCUUUGGGAGUCAUGCUUGUAACAGUCAAUCUUGCAAUGCCUUCAUGGGACUUGUAGUUUGGCAACAGCUGGAGGGCUGCCAGUUUGACACCCGUGCAAUAGUGUAUUGAAUAGGUCAUAGUACAAGGGGAUCUUUAGGGUGAGGUUCUGAACUCAAUAAUGCUGAGACUUCUACCUCCUGCUAUAACCCCCAAAGUUUCAAUGGUUCUCAAGUUGUUCAGGUUUUUCAACAGCUGGGGG
Staurois parvus is the source of this 340-nucleotide messenger RNA. The record is from the annotation of a GenBank genome assembly. Lineage: Eukaryota; Metazoa; Chordata; Amphibia; Anura; Ranidae.